AGGCGGGACCCAACAUGGCGGCGUCCACGGGGGCCUGGAGGAACCGCUCAUGUCCGCCAACGGAGCCUUAUGGGGGCGCGUGCGGAGCCGUCUCCGAGCCUUCCCGGAGCACCUGGCGACCUGCGGGGCUGAGGUCUCCCCUCAGGCUUCGGCGUACGGCAGGUGCGUGCAGGCCUCCACAGCCCCCGGAGGCCGCCUGAGGAAGGACCUUUGCGUGCGCGAGUUCGAGGCCCUGAGGAGCUGCUUCGCCGCCGCGGCCAAGAAGACCCUGAUGGGAAGCACCUAACUAAGAAGGGCUGUGGGCACAGGUGCCUUGUCCUGAUGGCACACAGUGAAGAGCUCUGGGAACUGAAAGAAGGUCUGGGCGGUGAAAUUCCUGGUGUUUUUGUUUGUUCUCAGCUUGAACCUUGGGCAGCACAGGGUUUGUUUACCAGCAGUGUGUAUGUGUGAGGAUCUGGAUUCCAUCAAGAUGUAACAGAAACAGCAAUGAAGGUUAUUUAAUCCAA
Peromyscus leucopus (white-footed mouse) is the source of this 506-nucleotide messenger RNA. RefSeq names its product NADH:ubiquinone oxidoreductase complex assembly factor 8 (gene Ndufaf8). The transcript is spliced from 3 exons. Lineage: Eukaryota; Metazoa; Chordata; Mammalia; Rodentia; Cricetidae. Gene Ontology annotation, cellular component: mitochondrion. The record is from RefSeq and is a predicted model, not a curated record. Bases 50 to 286 code for a protein of 78 amino acids. Gene Ontology annotation, biological process: mitochondrial respiratory chain complex I assembly.